AUGGCACCUCGACGUUACCCUGUUCGUAACGAAAACUACGGAAACCAUCGUCAUGGCAACCGUGAUAACGAAUUCCCACCUCCACCUCCACCAUUUAAUGAUGGAGUGAAUCUAGCCUUAGCUCAAUUUAUGGCUGAAACAACUAGGCAGUUUGCUGAAGUAGUGGCAAGAAUUCCACAACCUGCCGGUCGAGUGGCGCAGGUAGGUUGUUCUAUGCACGAUUUUGCUAGCCAGCAAUUUCGCCUAUUUGAUGGAAUGCAGGGACCGUUAGUUGCUGAAGCAUGGAUUACGGAUAUCGCGCUAUUGCAUGAGACCCUUGGCUGUACUGAUGAGCAAAAGGUUAAUUACACAAUACUAAGGUUAACCGAUGAAGCUGCAAGAUGGUGGAAGUCUAAGAAAGGACUCUUAGGAAUAGAGUUAGGAUAUGGAGUUGCUAUCCCUUGGGAUAGGUUUGUAGAGGCAUUCAAUGGGCGUUUCUUUCCAAGGGCACAAAGGCAGAUACGGGCCAUUGAAUUCCAGAAUCUGGUGCAAGGCACAAUGACGGUAGAGCAAUAUUCCUCGAGGUUUAUUGAACUAUCAAGGUUUGGCCUCAACUUAAUCCCGGAUGAAGAAACAAAGGCGGAACGUUUUGAAAAUGGCCUUAAUCCUCGUAUUAAGGAAAGAGUCAUGUGCCACGAGAUUAGAAACUUUGUUAAAUUAGUCGAUAUAGCAUCAGUUGCUGAAAGGGGAAUGCGUGAAUCAUCCGCCGCUUAUGAAUUGAAGAGGCGAGCAGCAUCGCAGGUGUCAUACCCAUUCAAACGACUUGCACUUAGUACUGGAAGCAGGCCAGUUGAGAAGAGGAAUUUCCCUCCUACAACAGGGAAUCAGGUGCCUUUAUGCCAGAGGUGCGGGAAGGUGCAUGCUGGAGAUUUAUAG
Messenger RNA from Alnus glutinosa, 915 nucleotides. RefSeq lists its product as uncharacterized. The coding region runs from base 1 to 915 and encodes 304 amino acids. NCBI's taxonomy places the organism in Eukaryota, Viridiplantae, Streptophyta, Magnoliopsida, Fagales, Betulaceae. The transcript has a single exon. The record is from RefSeq and is a predicted model, not a curated record.